AUGCACAGGGUGCAGGGCCCAUCACACUCUCGGAAGGAAGAGCGUCAGAGUCCUGGAAUUCUAAUGUUCAGAGACGAGCCAAAGGCGUACUGGGCCGCUUUCGUAAGCGUUAUGUUGGGCUACGGCUCACCGUUUGCACACAAGUCCAGUUUGCCGAUGAAAGUACGGGGUGCAGGUCCAUAUUUGCGCGAAAUCAAGGAUGACAUGGAUCCAGUUAUGGAGCGCAUCGAACAUCGCACUACGGCGGUGCAGGAGCAGCCUAGCGCGUGGAUGAUCGGUGAUCACUGGCAUCUUGUGCAUGGCAAUCACAGAGGUGCUGCUUGA
Messenger RNA from Postia placenta MAD-698-R-SB12, 324 nucleotides. RefSeq lists its product as hypothetical. The record is from RefSeq and is a predicted model, not a curated record. NCBI's taxonomy places the organism in Eukaryota, Fungi, Basidiomycota, Agaricomycetes, Polyporales, Adustoporiaceae. The transcript is spliced from 3 exons. The coding region runs from base 1 to 324 and encodes 107 amino acids.